AUGGUUUUGAUAAGUCGUUUCGUACCGUCACUCACAGCUCCAACCGUUGAGACCACUCUAGCUUUCGCGAACCUGAAUUUUGCUUUCAGUCUGGGAGGCUCCAAAGGAAUUUCUUGGUCUGGAAACUCCUGUCCCGCCAUUGUCGCGAAUCCGCCGAGAUUGGGCCUACGAAUAUCACCGCGAGGAAACUUUGGUGCUCCAUUUGCACAAGUUGUUCCUUCGAUCCCGAAGUUGGAGGAGGAAUAUGGGAAACGAGUGUCCGAGAUUGCGGGCUCGUCUGACAUUAACCCGCAAGGCCUGCGAAGUGACGGUAUUUUCGCGGAUUAUAUUGGAGCGGAUGGAACACCGAUAUGGGCGGCCGCCACGUCUGGGAGUCCUACCAUAUCGGUUCAUUUGUUGGCAUGCAUGCUCGCCCGAGUAUGGUCUGCGCCAGAAGCAAUUUCGAUCUGGUCAGAGUUAGUUGCCGAACGCAAGAGGGCGCUCGGGACGGUGAACCACGCCGAACCACUCGGGUAUGGCGAUCUUUUGGCGUCACACGUUCAAAUGUCGCGGGAACAGCUUGCAGAAUGGGAAAAUAAAGCGCGUGUAUGGUUGCGGCGUGCCGACCAAGCUAAGAAGAUUGAGCAAACACAAGUGAAAUUAAUUCUCGAUAAUAUAACCGUCUGUGUCAAUGCAAGGUCUACUACUACCUAUGCAAGCACAAUCGAUGCCUGGAGAUUCUGCUUUGGUGGGAAUGGACCGUCUGCACCCAUGAAGUAUGUUCUUUCCUCAACCGCCGUGUCUAUUCUUGCAUCGUGCCAAUAUUUUAACAGAACGCCAUCUCGCAGAUAUUAUGGCGAUCCAGUACAAGCUCAUGUAACCCUUAGUGAAGCUGCAACGCGUGUGACUAUGGACGAGUUCGGCGAGUUCGACGUCCUCGUCCUAGGCACGAUCAUUUCAGGGUGGGGCGCCGGUGGACGCAAUUCCGUAGAAGCAGUGAGGAUGGUUAUUACUCUUCAUAAGGUUGUUCAAGCCCAGCGGUACCCGAAAUGGCUAGAUAUCGUUGCAUCGGCAGCCUGUAUGUUGGUAGAAGCAAAGGGCGUCGAACGCGCCGUACUUCUGAAACUAAUCAAUCUCGCGCGGCGGAGGGGUUCGAGUUUUUUAUGCGAUCCUAAUUCGCAUCCGAAUCCUCUCUUUUCUCUUGUACAGUUCGAAGUCUUCCUGCCGCUACUAAUGGACGAUGAAGAUAGGAUUGAUAUUCUAAGGGAAUAUGCUCCCGCUUUCUUCCCGGAGGCUCGAGCAGACGAGGGAAUAAUUAGGUACCGAUUCAAAGGUUUUCUCAAUCAACAACAACAAGAAGAAGAGGAAGAAGAGGGCGGAGGAGAGCGGGAAGAAGGAGAGAAGACCAAACUAUCGUUGCCUCUCACCAUAAAAUGCGGGCAGGUACCUCAGAAAACCCACCAUCGCUGGGUCGAUGAGAGGUUACAAGCGAAUAUAUUCCGUGACUCGCGUAUUACCAAUGACAAGUACAAUCAGACGGAUUUAGUGCUGCUCUCCAUGAGCGCCAACAGGAGACAGCGGGUUGGCCGGAAUACUUCUCCAGGCGAUAAUGGGAAUGAUUCGGCGCCCAAGACGCUCACCUACCAUCAUUUCGUCGGCGAUCCCAACUCAGCUUCUCUUUUUGUUAUUUCUAACCUUUACGAAGCGUACAAGCAGGCAUCAAGCGGCCCAUUGUGGUCCCGGAAACCUAAUUUGCUCCGUUUCGAUGACAUUAGCCGGAUCCUUGAACGAGGGAGAGUGGACCGCAAAAAGCUUGCGCAACAGCUUUAUCCCGCCAAAAUCAAUUACCAACUUGACUCGCCAAAGGUGGUCAUAGGGACAAUUGUGGAAAAGAACCAGCGCGCUAAAAAUUAUGAUGACUAUUUUACUUCGUUGAAAUGCGGUCGUGGAAUCAACCUUCCGCCAUUCAAAUUUGAAAAUGUUAUGGCUCUAUCGUCAGGAAACUUCUUAUACAUCAGUGCUCCGCUCCUUUGUGAUCCUUCCGACAAGGUGGCGGCCAGCAACAUCCGGCUCCUCCAAGUCAUGACACCAGAACUCGACAAUUGGAGAUCCAUUGAUCAUCCCGUCUAUGAAGGCCAGCUUGAGGAUACCUUCAGGGGAACAAGACUCCACCUCUCUUUCACGGACUGGUCUCCCCCUAUCGACCUGGGCCGCGGCCACCGAGACGCUGAAGCAUAUGUUGUCGAAUCAGCCGUAUCAGUAAACGACAAUGGGCGAUGGAUUGCCGAUCUCGGUGUCCUCGACUCCCUCAAAAACGGCUGCGGGCAAUUCGAUCAUAAGCUCUUCUUCGAAUCCGGCUCGGCGACUGCUGCCACCCAAAAUGCAACGCUGGGAGGAGGGAGACUUUGUGGACAAAGGAAAUCUCCUGCAUUAACUACAAGUUGGGAUGAAUUCCUCGAGCGACCUGACACAUCGCCAGUGGCGAUGACGCACAAGAAUUGGCUGGCCAGGCUAUCGAUUGCGGUUCUUGCAAUCCGGCGUGGCGAUCGUCUCUUCCUCAAUGAUAGGUUCUGUAUCCAAUGUCUGGAGGAUUUGGAAGCUUUCGACCCGGCGCUUCCAGCGAAGGUACUUUUUGUCGUCUGA
This is a messenger RNA of Blastomyces dermatitidis ER-3, 2622 nucleotides long. RefSeq lists its product as uncharacterized. The record is from RefSeq and is a predicted model, not a curated record. Lineage: Eukaryota; Fungi; Ascomycota; Eurotiomycetes; Onygenales; Ajellomycetaceae. Bases 1 to 2622 code for a protein of 873 amino acids. The transcript is spliced from 9 exons.